Molecule: messenger RNA, 1626 nt
Organism: Hydra vulgaris (swiftwater hydra)
Lineage: Eukaryota; Metazoa; Cnidaria; Hydrozoa; Anthoathecata; Hydridae
Molecular function (GO): protein binding
Source: RefSeq, a predicted model, not a curated record
UCUUUUUUGUAACUAGUUUUAACUUUACGACAUUUAAAACAAAUAUGAAAGAUAAUUCAAGGUUCUCAGACAAGAGUAUUUUUCCAGAUUAGCUUUUUAAGGGAAGAUUUUUUUUUACCGACAAUAUUAUCUAAUAUCCUAAAAAACAAAUUGAGUAAUUUGGUAAAAGUUGUCAUAUUACAAGCAAUCAUCAAGCUUUGAAAGUAAACAAUGAACUGUGUUUUUUCUAUAAAAUGUUCUUAAACACCUUUCAAUUAUAGUCUAAAUCUCACAACUGAGUUAGCAUACUUUAAAAAUGAAUCCUUAUAUAUAUCUUCUACUAUUUAAUAUAAUUUUACUAGAUGGGGUGUUCGCUAAUAAUAAAGAUCAAAAUAAAUAUAAUGGUUGUAAUGACGUUUUAGAAUGGAAAGACUGCAAGUUUUAUAAAAGUAUAGGGUAUUGCGUGCAACGAGCUGAAAAACUACUCGAGCUGUGUCCACGGACCUGUAAUUUAUGUGAUUCAUUAAAAGUUAAAGAAAACACAUGCUCAGAUAAAGAUGGACCAAUCGACUGCAAUUAUUUAAAAAAUCAAGGCGCUUGUUUUACUCAUGAGGCGCUGAUGAUUGAGAGGUGUUCAAAAACUUGUUCUCUAUGUGAUGCAAAAAGCAAGUGCGAUAUUUUAAAAUGUCCGAAAAACAAAGUGUGUGUAGUUGACAAAACAACAAACGAAGCUAAAUGUGAAUGUCCAACAUUUUGUUUGUAUAAAAAUGAAUACAAGAAAUUAGGAGUUGUAUGCGCAACAAAUGGGAUAACUUAUAAAGAUUACUGUGAUCUUUUAUACAGCAAUUGUCAAGAUGAACAUAAUGCCACUGUAGCAUUUUAUGGAACUUGUCCUGCAGAUGAGCCAUGUAAAGAUAGCGAACAAGAAAAAAAAUCUGGAUUUUGCGAUACAUGGAAAAAUAUGGGGUUAUGUGAAAAUGAUAAAAAUACAAUGAAAACUUACUGUUCCCGCACUUGCAAACUGUGUCCAGAAAAAAAAGCUCUUUCUCCACAGCACAUAUCGUUUGAUGGGCAGUGUUGGGAUAAAACCGCAAAAUCUUUGUCAAGCAGCAACAAAGAGUGUAAUGUUUGCAAAGACCGUUUCCCCGAAUUAUGCGUAAAAUUUAUACAAGAUUGCAAUUCUUCGUUCAAAAACGCACAGAGGUUUAUGAAAAUAAAUUGCCCGGCAUUAUGUGGAUACUGUUUAUCCGACCAUACCAAAAUUGGAAUAAAGAUUUUCAGUCAUAGCGGAAAAAAGUUAACAAAAACAUACUCCAAGUUGCUAAACACCUAAUUUAUUCUUUAAAAGAAAAAUUGACCAAGAUUUCUAGAGGAUUCCAUAAAGUGUGUUCAAAUAAAAGAGCUGAAGCUAUCAAAAAACCUAUGAAUCAUUCUUUGAAUAAAAGAUUUACUGAAGGUGAAGCAAUUUCUGAGGUUGUUAGGAUACAGAAAAAAUUUUUAAAACUCCCUCCAAAAUGUCGGUUGACGAUAUCAAACGUAUUAAAUCCAGAAUUCAUUAACGUAUGUCACGCACUUUUCACCGAUGGUGUUUUUUGAUUUAAAAAAAAAAUUAGAUACUUACAUACUGUUAUAAAAUUAUUUAUUUAU